Juglans regia (Persian walnut) is the source of this 1468-nucleotide messenger RNA. RefSeq lists its product as uncharacterized. The record is from RefSeq and is a predicted model, not a curated record. NCBI's taxonomy places the organism in Eukaryota, Viridiplantae, Streptophyta, Magnoliopsida, Fagales, Juglandaceae. The transcript has 15 exons. Bases 187 to 1335 code for a protein of 382 amino acids.
UUUAUACUUCUUUAUUUAUUCAAUUACUUUUACCUCUCUUGAUCUCGAUCCCUUCGCUCGCUCCCCAACUCUCUUUCUCUCGCUCGGUUUGAUAAUUUCUGGAUCCCAUGUUUGCUUCGGAAGUUCCUUGAGGAAAUGAUUGGAAUGUGAACCAUUAAGUUAAAAAAGUUUUCAGCUUGUACCAAAAUGGGGAACCUACACCGUAGUGGAGUUUUUAGGAAAUCAAGCAACGAUGGCGCUAGGCUUAUAAUAAUGACAAUUAUUGGAAUCGUCUUAGGAUUUUUUAUUGGUGCUUCCAUUCCAUCUGUUUCUCUAACCAAGAUCAACUUACCUUCAAGCCUUCUAUCAUCUCUUGACGUAGCCAUCAUUGACUUUCAUAGAUCCACUGGAAGCAAAUCUCUUGAAAGUGUUGGAUCUGGCAAUUUACCCAAGAUAUAUGUGCCAACAAAUCCUCGCGGGGCAGAGUCAUUACCUCCAGGAAUUAUUGUACCAGAGUCUGAUCUUUUUCCACGAAGAUUAUGGGGCAAACCCAGUGAGGAUCUGAAGAAAAAGCCAAAAUAUUUGGUAACAUUUACUGUUGGUCUUAACCAGAGAAAGAACAUUGAUGCAGCAGUAAAAAAGUUUUCUGGGGAUUUCAUGAUUAUGCUCUUUCAUUAUGAUGGCCGGACAAGUGAAUGGGAUCAAUUUGAGUGGUCCAAGAGUGCAAUCCAUGUCAGCGUGAGGAGACAAACAAAAUGGUGGUACGCGAAACGAUUUUUGCAUCCUGAUGUUGUUUCAGCCUUUGAAUAUAUUUUUAUAUGGGAUGAAGAUCUUGGAGUGGAACACUUUAAUGGAGAUAAGUACAUUGAGUUGGUUAAGAAACAUGGCUUGGAGAUUUCUCAACCUGGUCUUGAGCCCAAUAACGGACUAACAUGGGAAAUGACAAAGAGGAGAGGUAACAGUGAAGUUCACAUGGUUACAGAUGAGAAGCCAGGCUGGUGUAAUGACCCACACUUGCCUCCUUGUGCUGCGUUUGUAGAAAUUAUGGCCCCUGCCUUUUCUCGGGAAGCUUGGCGUUGCGUGUGGCAUAUGAUUCAGAAUGAUUUAGUACAUGGAUGGGGAUUAGAUUUUGCUCUCAGAAGAUGCGUAGAGCCUGCACAUGAAAAAAUUGGGGUCGUUGAUUCGCAAUGGAUUGUACAUCAAGUAAUACCUUCUCUUGGAAGUCAGGGCCAGUCCGAGAAUGGGAAAGCUCCAUGGGAAGGGGUGAGAGCAAGAUGUAGAAAUGAGUGGGCUGAGUUUCAGUCUCGCCUCUCCAAUGCAGAUAAAGCAUACCUUGCUGAGAGUGGGAAGGAUUAAUUUUUUUAUAUUUUUGUACAUGUUUUCCUUUUGCCUUAGCCCUUGUGUGGUGGUGUUUAUGACCUUAGUGCUGCAUACCACGAUUUCUUUUCUUUUCAUUUCCUUUAAUUUUUUUAAAAAAUGUCCUUUUGCA